CCACAACACCCGGGAAAAGACGGCCCGCGCCCGAGCGCUUAUAGCAUCCAUUGUAUCAGUCAUCAAGACCCAUUCAGGCACUCUGUACGAACCGGGACUCUCCCAGCGGUUUUUAACUUUGAUUUUAUCCAUUUUAAAUCAAUUUUAAUACUUUGUCUCUGUGUAAUUGUUACAAUGCCAGCCAGCACUUCCAUGUCACUGCCAGAGGAUGUCAGGAAAAGGCUACAGGUGCUUGAUGAGGAUGGAGUUUCAGAUGAGGAUCAGGUGAAGGAGAAACUGAACUUGUUGCAGGACUUUCUGAACGCCAACACUCUGGAUCAGCUCAAGAACUUGAAAGAAAGGAUGACUAGUUCUGAGAUUACAAAGGAGGUCUAUCUCUCCAAAGUCAAAGCUGUGUUGGGAAAGGAGUUGUCCCUUGAAAAUGGCUCACAUGUUGAUGGUGUGGAGCAAAACGGGAACUCUAAUGGCCUCACAAAUGGGUCUCAUAAAAUUGAAGACAAUGGUGAUGCAACUAUGGAGGAAGAUGAAUCUGAGCCGCUCAAGUCACCUGGAGCUCCUAAAGGAAAGGGUGGCCGCAAGAGCAAGGCAAACUCUGACUCUAAAAAGUCCCCAGCAAGUUCUAGAGUUACGAGAAAUGGAGGCAAACAACCAACCAUUAUGUCCAUGUUUUCUAAAAUUCAAAAACGCAAGUCUGAAGACUUGAAUGACGAAGCUGUCAAUGGUCAUGAAGAAAAGAAGGAAGAUAAUGACGUUGAAGAGAUUCGUGAGGAAAAGAGGCUUAAAGUAGAUGAUGAUGAUCCAAAACCAGCCCAAGAAUCAAAGCCUGAUGUUACAAAAUCUGUUGCUACUGCAAAGACCCCUCCACCGAAGUGCACAGACUGUCGGCAAUACCUGGAUGACCCUGAUCUGAAAUUCUUCCAAGGGGAUCCAGACAAUGCUCUGGAUGAACCAGAAAUGUUGACAGAUGAGCGACUUUCUCUGUUUGAUUCAAAUGAAGAUGGCUUUGAAAGCUAUGAGGAUCUGCCACAGCACAAAAUCACUAAUUUCAGUGUGUAUGAUAAGCGGGGUCACCUUUGCCCCUUUGAUUCUGGUUUAAUUGAGAAGAAUGUGGAGCUCUACUUCAGCUGUGUCGUCAAACCCAUCUAUGAUGAUAAUCCAUGCAUGGACGGUGGUGUUCCUGCCAAAAAACUAGGGCCUAUAAACUCCUGGUGGAUUACUGGCUUUGAUGGGGGAGAGAAGGCACUUAUUGGUUUCACUACAGCAUUUGCUGAUUACAUCCUAAUGCAACCCAGCGAGGAGUAUGGCCCCAUCUUUGCCCUGAUGCAGGAGAAGAUCUACAUGAGCAAGAUAGUUGUGGAGUUCCUUCAGAAAAACCCUGAUGUCACUUAUGAAGACCUUCUCAACAAGAUCGAGACGACUGUGCCCCCUGCAGGGCUGAACUUUAACUGUUUCACAGAGGACACUUUGCUGCGUCACGCCCAGUUUGUGGUGGAGCAGGUGGAGAGCUAUGAUGAGGCUGGAGACUCAGAUGAGCAGCCAAUCAUUGUGACUCCCUGCAUGAGGGACCUCAUCAAGCUCGCUGGAGUCACUCUUGGCAAAAGGAGAGCAGCUCGGAGACAAGCCAUUCGUCAUCCCACAAAGAUUGAGAAGGACAGCAAAGGCCCAACUAAAGCCACAACCACUAAACUUGUGUACCAGAUCUUUGACGCGUUCUUCUCUGACCAGAUCGAUCAGAAUGAUAAAGAAAAUGGUCCAGUUAAACGUCAGCGCUGUGGCGUCUGUGAGGUUUGCCAAUCUGCUGAUUGUGGAAAGUGUAGCGCCUGUAAAGACAUGAUUAAAUUUGGAGGAAGUGGCAAGAGUAAACAGGCAUGCAAACAAAGAAGAUGCCCCAAUCUGGCUGUUAAAGAAGCUGAAGAUGAUGAAAACAUUGAGGAGGAAGAUGUUCCUGUAGAGAAGACCAAAAAGCCCUCUACAACAAAGAGGAAGAAGCAGAGCCAGUCAAAGCUUUCAUGGAUUGGAGAGCCUAUUAAGGCGGAAGGGAAAAAGCACUAUUACAGGAAAGUCUGUGUGAAUGAUGAGGAGCUGGAGGUGGGAGACUGUGUUUCUGUUUUGUCAGAAGACCCAUCUACUCCUCAGUAUCUGGCCAGGAUCACAUCACUCUGGGAGGCAAAUGGGGAGAAGAUGUUUCAUGCCCACUGGUUUUAUCGAGGGACAAACACUGUGCUGGGGGAGUCAUCGGACCCUCUGGAGCUCGUCAUCGUGGACGAAUGUGAAGACAUGCAGCUCAGCUACAUCCAAGGCAAAGUCAAUGUCAUGUACAAGGCUCCAUCUGAAAACUGGUUCAUGGAGGGUGGCAUGGAUGACGACAUCAAAGUCAUUGAGGAUGACGGCAAAAGUUUCUUCUAUCAGUUUUGGUAUGACACAGACUUUGCCCGGUUUGAAACUCCUCCCAAGACUGUUCCCACAGAAGACUCAAAAUUCAAGUUCUGUAGCAGUUGUGUUAGAAAUAAGGAAAAGGAAGAGCAAGCCACACCUCGUGCAUUUGAACCUUUGGAUAAUGAAGAUGACGAUGCAAAAGCCUUCUAUGCUCUGGCCUGCUUUAAAGGAGAACAGUUCAAAGUGGGAGAUGGUGUUUACCUGCCCCCAGAUGCUUUUAACUUCAGUGUAAAACCAGCCAGUCCAGUGAAGCGCUCUCACAGAAAAGAGGAUGUGGAUGAAGAUCUGUAUCCAGAGUAUUACAGGAAGUCUUCAGAUUACAUCAAGGGCUCAAACCAGGACGCACCGCCACCUUUCCGCAUUGGUCGCAUUAAGGAGAUCUUCUGUCACAGACGCAGCAAUGGCAAACCAGACUCUGCAGAGGUCAAACUGAGACUCUACAAACUCUACAGGCCUGAGAACACUCAUAAAGGAGUGAAGGGCAGUUACCACACAGACAUAAACCAGCUGUACUGGAGUGACGAGGAGGUGACCGUGAGCAUGUCAGAGGUACUGGGUCGCUGUCAGGUGGAGUAUGGAGAGGACCUCACGGAGUCUGUGCAGGAGUAUUCCAGCGCAGGACCUGACCGCUUCUACUUCCUUGAGGCCUACAAUGCCAAAACCAAAAGCUUUGAAGACCCUCCAAAUCAUGCUCGCUCUGCUGUCAACAAAGGAAAAGGGAAGGGCAAAGGGAAAGGUAAAGGCAAAGGAAAAGCAGCUGCAGCACAAGAGGCACAAGAGGCUCAGAGUGGACCCCAGGAGAUCAAACUGCCCAAAUAUCGCACCCUGGAUGUGUUCUCUGGAUGUGGAGGCCUGUCUGAGGGCUUUCAUCAAGCGGGGAUCUCUGAGACCAUGUGGGCCAUAGAGAUGUGGGAGCCUGCUGCUCAGGCCUUCAGACUCAAUAACCCAGGCACCACAGUGUUCACUGAGGACUGUAACGUUUUACUGAAGCUGGUCAUGGCCGGAGAGAAGACCAACUCUUUGGGCCAGAGGCUGCCACAGAAGGGGGACGUGGAGAUGCUCUGUGGAGGGCCUCCAUGCCAAGGCUUCAGUGGCAUGAACCGCUUCAACUCGCGCACCUACUCAAAAUUCAAGAACUCUCUUGUUGUCUCCUACCUGAGUUACUGUGACUACUACCGACCCAGGUUUUUCCUACUUGAGAACGUGAGAAACUUUGUCUCCUUCAAAAGCUCCAUGGUGCUCAAACUGACUCUUCGGUGUCUGGUGCGAAUGGGAUAUCAGUGCACUUUUGGGGUUCUCCAGGCGGGUCAGUACGGUGUGGCUCAGACUCGCAGGAGAGCCAUCAUUUUAGCUGCUGCUCCUGGAGAGAAGCUGCCGCGUUACCCUGAGCCUCUGCAUGUCUUUGCCCCCAGAGCCUGUUCCCUCAAUGUAGUCGUGGAUGAGAAAAAAUAUGUCAGCAAUGUCACUCGAGGUAAUGGUGGAAUCUAUAGGACCAUCACAGUGAGGGACGCCAUGUCGGACCUGCCUGAGAUCAGAAACGGAGCGUCUGCUCUGGAGAUCUCCUACAAUGGGGAGCCCCAGUCCUGGUUCCAGAGACAGAUCAGAGGCACGCAGUAUCAGCCCAUCCUCAGAGACCACAUCUGCAAGGACAUGAGCGCUCUGGUGGAGGGGCGAAUGCGGCACAUCCCCCUGGCCCCCGGCUCUGACUGGAGGGACCUGCCCAACCUGGAGGUGCGACUGAAGGAUGGCACCAUGACUAGGAAACUCCGUUACACGCACGCCGACAAGAAGAACGGACGGAGUGGCACUGGGGCUCUGAGAGGGGUCUGCACAUGUGCAGGAGGCAAGCCAUGCGACCCUGCAGACAGACAGUUCAACACACUGAUCCCCUGGUGUCUGCCUCACACUGGGAACCGCCACAACCACUGGGCUGGACUGUACGGCCGGCUGGAGUGGGAUGGAUUUUUCAGCACCACCGUGACUAAUCCUGAGCCUAUGGGCAAGCAGGGCCGUGUACUGCACCCAGAGCAGCAUAGGGUUGUCAGUGUGAGGGAAUGUGCCCGCUCUCAAGGAUUCCCUGACACUUAUCGCUUUUUUGGAAAUGUCCUGGACAAGCACAGACAGGUUGGAAAUGCAGUGCCCCCUCCUCUGAGCAAAGCCAUAGGUUUGGAGAUCAAAAAGUGUAUUUUGGACAAAAUGAAGGAGGAACAAGGAUCAGAAAACAUCAAACAAGAGAAGAUGGAGGUCUCUGAAUAGUCCCAUGAGGAGGACUGAAUCAGUUCAUGAAUUUUAAUGCUGCCAUUGUUUUAUUCAAGUUGUCAGUCACAUUGUGCUGUAUCAUUCCAGUGUUUUAAAUGUGCUCUUAAUCAUGUGUUUAAAUGUUUGCCUAAUGUGGAUUGUAUGUAGUUUUUAUAAAAUUUCAAUUAAAGCUCUUACGGAAUUCUAAAA
Boleophthalmus pectinirostris (great blue-spotted mudskipper) is the source of this 4884-nucleotide messenger RNA. RefSeq names its product DNA (cytosine-5-)-methyltransferase 1 (gene dnmt1). Gene Ontology annotation, molecular function: zinc ion binding; chromatin binding; DNA (cytosine-5-)-methyltransferase activity. NCBI's taxonomy places the organism in Eukaryota, Metazoa, Chordata, Actinopteri, Gobiiformes, Gobiidae. Gene Ontology annotation, cellular component: nucleus. The transcript is spliced from 34 exons. The record is from RefSeq and is a predicted model, not a curated record. Bases 175 to 4692 code for a protein of 1505 amino acids.